ACUGUCUACAUGAUAUUUUUAGCAUAUAGUAUUAUUUCUUUCUCCUACAAAUUUCCAUUUUAUUGAUUUACUUCCUUUUUUCUUUGCAAAAAUAUAUUAUAUCUUACUGUUAUGAAAAAUUUGGGGGAUAUUGCAUCUAAUUUCUGAGAGAUUUCUACUUUGCUAAUUUCCGGUGAGAUCAAGAGGUUAAUCACCCACUGAGAAAGCUUUUGCAUUUUUCUGCUACAGUGUUAGUUUCAGCUCCAUAACUGUUGAAAGGUAAGAAACCAAAUCUAAAAACGGUAACCAAUUUUUUUCUUCUGGUUUAAUCUUUGAUCCCAGCUAUUUCAUCCAUUUUUAUAUCUAGUUAAUUUUGUCUGAAAAAAACAAAAGAAAUCUUUGCUUCUUCAUCUUCUUCCUCUAUCUCUCUAAGUUUCUUUCUCUUCAUCUUUGUUGAAUUUAGCAUUCAAGGGCAAAAUUGUUCUGCUAUUUUUUUUGGUAAUUUGAAACUUUAAAAAUGGAGGAGAAAGGUGGAAUGAGUCCAAGUGGGGUCAUCACAGUUAAGGGAGAUGAAACUUUGGCACCAAGAACAGAGUUUCAACAAAACCCUAGCUUUCUUCCAUCCGUGGGACCCACGACGGUGGUAUCUCCUCUCCCUCCGGCUCCAGCCACUGUGACUCCUGGCUCAGCCGCUGCAGCGCCUCCGCCAUCAAUCUCUAGCGCAGGGACAGAUCUGACAAAGAAGAAGAGAGGGAGGCCGAGAAAAUACGCUCCAGAUGGUAGUCUGAACCCUAGGGCUUCGAGACCAACUCUGUCUCCGACUCCAAUCUCAUCUUCCAUUCCAUUCUCUGGAGAUUAUCAUCAUCAUUCUCACUGGAAACGAGGAAAGGCUCAUCAGCAACCUGUUGAAUUCAUCAAGAGAUCUAACAAGUUUGAGUAUGAAAUCAGCCCAGCUCCUCCUCCUGCUGGGCUAUCAUGCUAUAUGGGUGCAAAUUUUACAACACAUCAGUUUACUGUCAAUGCUGGCGAGGAUGUAACGAUGAAUGUUAUGCCGUAUUCACAAGGCUCUCGAGCUAUAUGCAUUCUUUCUGCUACUGGUACCAUCUCUAAUGUCACACUUCGUCAACCCACCACUUCAGGAGGCACUCUUACAUAUGAGGGUCGAUUUGAGAUACUUUCUUUAUCGGGUUCCUUUAUGCCUACCGAUAACGGUGGAACCAAAGGCCGGUCCGGGGGUAUGAGCAUUUCUUUAGCCGGACCAAACGGUAAAAUCGUCGGCGGUGGCCUUGCUGGUAUGCUCAUAGCGGCCGGUCCUGUCCAGGUGAUAAUGGGAAGUUUCAUUGUGAUGCAUCAAGCAGAACAAACUCAGAAGAAGAAACCUAGAAUCAUGGAGGCUUCUCCUCCUCCACCACAACCACAACAACAACCUCCUACUUUCACUAUCACCACUGUGAAUUCCACUUCUCCUGCGGUGGCCACCGUAGAGGAGCCAAAACAACAAACCUACGGUGGUGGUGGUACAAUGAGACCGUUGUCUCAAAUGCCUUCUUCUUUCCACAACGAUAGUAUCACAACGACCUAUCAUGGAUAUGGGAAUAUGAACGCUGGUGCUACUAAUAAAGAAGAAGAUGACUAUGAAAAUGGUGGGGAUGAUGAUUCCGGCGAUACUAGGAGCCUAUCUAAUAGUGGUUGAGCAAUCCUAGGACUUUCUUUUGUAGGAAGUAAGAUACCUUUAAGGUCAAAAGUGUUUCAGCUAUUCUUUUCUUUGCUUUUUAGAGGGCUGUUUCAGGUGUGAGGCUUUUUCUAAAAAAUUCUUCUUACUGUGUGUUUUUCUAGGGUAUUUGUUUUUGUGAUCGGUUUAGCUUAAUUAUGUUGAAAUCGUCGAUUAAACGAUGUUUUAUGGUUGCGGUUAUUGAGAUUAAAAUUUACUA
Brassica napus (rape) is the source of this 1910-nucleotide messenger RNA. RefSeq names its product AT-hook motif nuclear-localized protein 6-like. The transcript is spliced from 5 exons. NCBI's taxonomy places the organism in Eukaryota, Viridiplantae, Streptophyta, Magnoliopsida, Brassicales, Brassicaceae. The record is from RefSeq and is a predicted model, not a curated record. Gene Ontology annotation, molecular function: minor groove of adenine-thymine-rich DNA binding. Bases 497 to 1672 code for a protein of 391 amino acids.